This is a messenger RNA of Loa loa (African eye worm), 151 nucleotides long. RefSeq lists its product as hypothetical. The transcript has a single exon. The record is from RefSeq and is a predicted model, not a curated record. Lineage: Eukaryota; Metazoa; Nematoda; Chromadorea; Rhabditida; Onchocercidae. The annotation marks the transcript as partial.
AUGAUAACUAUUGGUAUAUGUAUUGUUGCAAUUUCAAUUGUGUUAAUCGCUCUUAAAUUGAAACUCGACUUCCUCGAAUCUAUAUUCUGUUCUUCUCAUAGACGAAACCAAAACCAAAGGGACAUUAUUAUUCUUCUUACGGGAACAGCAC